This is a messenger RNA of Diprion similis, 360 nucleotides long. RefSeq lists its product as uncharacterized. The transcript is spliced from 4 exons. The record is from RefSeq and is a predicted model, not a curated record. The coding region runs from base 1 to 360 and encodes 119 amino acids. Lineage: Eukaryota; Metazoa; Arthropoda; Insecta; Hymenoptera; Diprionidae.
AUGACAAUGGCUGUUCAUUAUCCAGUGCUCGUGAUCCUUUUGAUGGACUUGAACUUCUAUAUCAGCUUACGAUAUCUUCAAGAGAAAUUUCGACGUCUGAACAGAGUUUUGAGAGAAUUGGUGCAAGAGCUUUCAGGUCUUUGUAACAAGAAGACAGGAUUACAGGUUUCUCAGAACAGUGAAAAAGCGAUGAAAAUGUACGAAAUCAACGCUAUCGCAGCAGAAGGUUUUAGUAGGAGAGCAUCGUAUUUGUUGCGUGAAAUUCAAUACAAAGAACCGGAGACUUUGUUUACGAAAUUUUAUCACCCCAAGUGCAUCACGAAUUUCAAAAGCAGGUUGAACUCUUUUCAAUACAGAUGA